This is a messenger RNA of Trichomycterus rosablanca, 1686 nucleotides long. RefSeq lists its product as uncharacterized. Gene Ontology annotation, cellular component: membrane; nuclear envelope; meiotic nuclear membrane microtubule tethering complex. Bases 1 to 1686 code for a protein of 561 amino acids. The transcript has 13 exons. The record is from RefSeq and is a predicted model, not a curated record. NCBI's taxonomy places the organism in Eukaryota, Metazoa, Chordata, Actinopteri, Siluriformes, Trichomycteridae. Gene Ontology annotation, molecular function: protein binding.
AUGAUAGUGCAGACCUACAGACCUGUGACGCUUGACAAUGCCAGUAUGCAAGAGAAAAGAGACGGUGCUUACUUCAGUAGUCAAGAAGAUUCUAAAGAGUGGUGGUCAAUAGCCGACCAAAGCCAAGAUGAUGCCUUUUCUCUUGAAGGAUAUCCACAGUUGGAAAGAAGAUGGAUGCUAUGGCAUAUGUUCAUGAAGGAAUACUCCUGUCUGGGUGACUGGCUGCGAGCAGCAGAGAAAUUGGCAGCUUCUCCAAAUUCAAGUCUUGUGCCAUACAUCACAGCAAAGGAGGAACUGCAGAAGUUUGAGAGCCUGCGCACUGAGGCAAGGCAGCGCUUGGCCCAGCUGGACAGCCUGAACCAGAGGAGCUGCAUUCUGUUGGGUCUGUUUAGUGGACCUAUAAGAACACGACUGGUAGAUAUGACAAGAGAGUGUGGGCAGCGCUGGGACCAGCUUAGCACCAACGUGGACUCUGUUUGUCGCCGGUUGAAGCACUUUGUACACCAGCGAGAGGAUUUUGAGAGGCAGAAAGAAGAAAUGGCCAUCUGGCUGGCUGACAUGGACCUGAGACUUGCUGAGGUGGAGCACUAUUCUGGAAGAAACACCUGUGACAAGAUGCGCCAACUUCAGGGCUUCCAGGAGGCAGUGGCUGAAAGCGCAGGCCGGUUAAAUGCUCUGCUCCAGCAGGGGGAAGAGCUGAUACAGAGGAGUGAGCCAGCUGAUGCUCAGCUCAUCGAGAGCCAGCUACAGGAGCUGCUUCUGUACUGUGGACGUGUGUUUCAGGGUCUUGGCCAACUUCAUACACGCCUUCUAAGCAUGAGACUGGUGUUUGAGGAUGACUGGGCUCUGUGUCCAGACUCAGGAUGUCCUUCAGAGACAUUGGAGGAAGGCAUUGAAGACCAGAAGUUAGCCUCAGUGGUCCAGGAUGACAUCUCUCAGGUCUGCCAGGAGCAGUUAGUGCUGGAGUGGGACCCCUCGGUGGACAUUGGAAACUCUGUGUUCCAUGACCAUGGAAACUCUUCUUCUUUUACUGCCAAUACAGGGAUUUACAACACAGAUGCGCUAUUUACCAAAGAGCCUAGGAGGAGAAGAGCUCAGCUGGGACCUGUAGAUGCAUGCCCAGCCACGACUAUAUCUAGUGUAGAGCAGCAGGUAACAGAAUGUAGCUUACAAGUGGCUACAAUCCAGACCCCUGUGCCAGACUCCAGUAGAAAACAAUUUGAAUGGUUUCAGCAAACCUCCACUCCAGACUCGCGCUCCCCUGAACCUGUCACCUUUGACACUGAGCGAAUAAGUGCCUGGCUGGUUCAGACACCUCGGCUUUUCUCUAGAGCUGUCCAAACGGAUAAUAUUCAACAGAAGUGUUCCAGCUUUUCGUCACCAUCCAACCCGAAGCAGAGUUGGAACGGGGUAGGAAGAGCUGGGUAUCAGGAGAUCGCUUCACCCGAGAGACUCGCUCACACUCCACACACUAAAAACAUGAGUUCAUCUGGGUCAUGUGACUUUCAGUCUCACUCUGCCAGACGACAACCAAACCCACAGUCAGGAAAUAACGGCAAAGUUCUGCUGCUCAUUCUGGUGAUUUGGCCACCAGUGUUCCAGGACAAACCAUGCCACAACUUUAACUCUUUGGCAAAUUCCUUCCAUCUAGCCUUGCACUAUGUCAAUGGACCACCUCCAACAUGA